Exophiala aquamarina CBS 119918 is the source of this 2955-nucleotide messenger RNA. RefSeq lists its product as uncharacterized. Lineage: Eukaryota; Fungi; Ascomycota; Eurotiomycetes; Chaetothyriales; Herpotrichiellaceae. The transcript is spliced from 2 exons. The coding region runs from base 1 to 2955 and encodes 984 amino acids. Gene Ontology annotation, biological process: chromatin remodeling; regulation of DNA-templated transcription. Gene Ontology annotation, cellular component: nucleus; chromatin. The record is from RefSeq and is a predicted model, not a curated record.
AUGGACGUUGAUAUGCAACUAGAGGCUAAUAGUUCAACCUCAGACCAGCCGCAAGAGCCUCAUGUCGCCGAGAACCUGGCUGCAUCCAUCUCCAAUUCCGAGGCCACUGUUAAUCCACUGCCAACAAAGCUACCGAUCACCGAGUCGUCACCUCAGAAUGAGAAACCGUCGGCGGCCACAGAUGCAACCCCGGUCGCUGUACCAGCAUUGCCUCCUGAGGAUGCUCCACCUGCCAUCAUCAAUGGGAUGACUAACGACACCGCUGAGGCAGUCGAGAACUUGAAGUCUAUAAGCAGCGUGCCUGAUUCUCAACCAACCUCAUCUGCCAACAAUUCGCUCCCUGCUCCGUCAACCACAACAUCGAUUGUCGACACCGUCCUCGCCGAUUCUUUCUCCAUCCCCUCUCCAGCUCCCGCUGAAACGCAGCCCUCUCUCGCCGCAGUUGAAACAAGCGAUUCAGCCAUGGAUCUCUCUCAACCUACCGCGGCAGUUUCAGACCCCCCCGUCUCUGAUCUGCGCACCCAGCCACACUCUGAUGCGCUUUCGCCUGAAGCUGUCGCUGAAAUCGAAACACAGAAGCAUCAACUUGACAACUCAGUUGACGCCUCGGGCGCUCCUGCUAAAUCUGAGAUCUCAGAGAAAGCUCCUUCGACGGAGGGUACACAAUCAGGGCCUGAGCCAUCUGUCGACCAAGUCACUUUGACUGAUAUUGGUUUGCCAUCUCCCACCCAGUCUCCUCCACCCGCCCCUCAACCGACACAUGCAGAGUUGCCUGCUGACAAGCCUGCGGAAAAUGCUGUAAUGGAACCCGUUUUGCUGCCCGCGUUCGGUUCUGUACAGAUUGCUGAAGCCGCUCCUCCUACUGAGUCUGCGCCUGCACUUGUGCCCGCGCCGGCGUCUGAACCAGGACCUACCCUGGGCUCUCUUCAGACUGAAGGACCGGCUGCACCAUCGCCAUCGCCAGCACCAGCACCUACUCCUGCACCCUCUAGGCAGAUCGAGCUUGAAGAUCAGAUCAUGACUGAUGUGGUGGCUGCUCCUGCGAAGCAAGCCCGCGAGAGAGAGGACGAUAGCGAAGAGCAAGGGCGUGCUGCCAAGCGCGUCAAAACUGACGAGCCGGAUUCGAAAACUGAAGAUUCUUCUUUCAAAGUCCCACACGUACCUGCUGUCACAGCGCAGUCGCCUCUGGCAAAUGGCAACACUGCGGCCAACAAGGACAUCGUCGAUGCAGACGAUUCUGUAACACCAGCUCGGCUAGCGCAUAUGAGGAAAGUAAUAUCCAAUCUGAAGAAGAGCAAUGCGUCUUCGGCAUUCCGGCAACCCGUGGACUACAUAGCCCUCAAAAUCCCAAACUAUCCUGAAGUUGUCAAACACCCUAUGGACCUUAGCACGAUUGAUAAUCGCCUCAAGCACAAUAAAUAUACCUCGGUAACUGCUUUUAUCCGCGAUUUCGAACAGAUUGUCACCAACUGCUUCCUCUUCAAUGGCCUAGACCAUGGAGUCUCUCAGCAAGCCAAGAAAAUGCAGUCAUCUUUCAACAGUCAAAUGAAUAAUCUACCCAAAGCGACGGUUGAAGAACCGUCUAAGGAGAGCAAAAAAGCGGCCAAAAAGGCAGAGCCCACAAGAUCAGCUCCACCACGUCGGCCAUCCGUCUCUACAUCUGGUCCUGGCAUGACCACGGCCGCGUCUCCCAAGACUGCCGCGCCUCCGACACCCUCGUUUGCCCCUGGUCCUGAUGGGAUUCCCUUGAUUCGCCGUGACUCAAGCUUGACAGACGGUCGUCCUAAGCGAGCCAUUGUUCCGACAAAACGGAAUCAAGAUCUUGGUAGCGGUCGACCCAAGAAGAAGAAGUACGAGUUGCAACUCAGAUUUUGCGAUGAAGUCUUGAAGGAGAUCUCGAACCCCAAGCAUUGGCAAAUGAACCAGUACUUCCUCUACCCUGUGGACCCAGUGGCGUUGAACAUUCCUACAUAUUUCCAGAUUGUCAAGAAGCCUAUGGACCUGGGAACAAUCAAGACUCAGUUGGCCAACAAUGGCUACGAAAAAGCUAAGGACUUUGAGGAAGACGUUCGUCUCAUUUUCAAGAACUGCUUCAAGUUCAAUCCCGACGGAGAUCUUGUCAAUGCAGCUGGCCAUCAACUGGAGGAGCUUUUCAACAAGAAGUGGGCGACCAAGGACGAUUGGAUUGCAUCCCGUGAACCACAGUCAGAACCUCACACUGACGCCGAUGAAGAUGAGGAAGACGAGGAAGACAGUGAUGAUGAACCGGAGAACGAAAGCGAAGAUGAGCGCAAUGACAAGAUCAAGCAACUCCAGAAACAAAUUGAGAUGAUGUCGAAGCAGAUGGGUGAGUUGACACAGAAGAAGUCCAAGAAAUCCAAGUCACCACCCGUCAAGAAAUCGAAAUCGAAAGGUGGCAAGAAGGACAAGCAAGCGGCUGUAGCUCCUGGGGCCGGCAAGGACAAGAAAGAGAAGAAGAAGACUGCGCCCAAGUCGAAGCCCGAGAAAGACAGAUAUGUCACGUUCGCGGAAAAGCAAUAUAUCAGCAACGGAAUCGCCAUGCUGCCUGAGAAACAGAUGCAAGAAGCUCUGAAAAUCAUCCAGAACAGCGUUCCGUCUCUAGCAAACAGUGAUCAGAACGAGAUUGAGCUUGACAUCGAGGAUGUUCCCAACCAUGCUCUUCUUAGGCUGCUCAACUUUGUCAAGAAAUAUGCCGGACCACCACCAGAUGAGCCUAAAGCCGAGCGACCCGAAGUGUACAGUGCUCCUGCCGCGGCCAAGCACAAGAAGAGUAAACCUAUGAGUAAGCAUGAGCAAGAAGCGCAAAUCGAAGAGUUGAAGGGCAAGUUGGGAGCAUAUGCUGGAGGAACGAUGUCUCCAAGUGCUGUGCAAUCUAUUGAGGAAGGCGACAGCAGUGAUGACGACGGGGAUUCAGAGGAGAGCGAGGAAGAAUAG